Molecule: messenger RNA, 1414 nt
Organism: Neurospora tetraspora
Lineage: Eukaryota; Fungi; Ascomycota; Sordariomycetes; Sordariales; Sordariaceae
Exons: 2
Coding region: 255-1274 (339 amino acids)
Cellular component (GO): cytosol
Molecular function (GO): magnesium ion binding; holo-[acyl-carrier-protein] synthase activity
Source: RefSeq, a predicted model, not a curated record
UCUCUUGUCAGCUCGGCUACUUUCCACUCACCUUCACUGAUUCAACUCUCAUUGCCUUGUUCCGUUCCUCCCGAAUCAUCAUCCCAUGUCCGUGCUUCAAUUCAUCACAGACCGCCGAAUGAGCUGAUGUCUGAAACAUAUCCAUAACAUAACUCGAAAUCGAACCAUCCAGCCCCAAGUAAACCGUCUCAAGAACAACUCACAAUCACCACUUACAACCAAAAACACAAACCACCAAAAAUAAGCGAUAAAAGAUGUCGGAACCACCAAACAAACCCGUCCUAGUCCAGUGGAUCCUCGACACGCGGUCCUGGUUCCCCUCAGCCGCUAAGACCCGCGAUCUCGAAGUCCAUGCAUCCCGCCCCCUCUCCCUCCUCACCCCCACCGAGCGCGCCUCCGUGCUCAAAUACUUCCACGUCCGCGACGCCAAAAUGGCUCUAGCCUCCGCCCUACUCAAGCAGUACGCCAUCGCGCGCCUGGCAAGCGUGUCCUGGUCAUCCACCACGCCCGGGUUCACGCGCGACGAGCGCACCACGAAGCCCAUUUGGCGCAACCCUUUGACUGGCGCACAACCGGUAUCCUUCAAUGUGUCGCACCAGGCGGGGAUCGUCGCGCUCGUGGCUGUGGCGGACUAUCCCAGUCCGGGGCGGGCGGAGGCGGUUCAAGUUGGCGUGGAUGUGGUCUGUACUUCAGAGCGCAGAGAUCGUGAUCAGGAGCUCAUCCGCAAGGAAGGGUGGGGCAGCUUUGUGGAUAUGCAUGCUGAUGUUUUUGCGGUUGGGGAGACGAGUUAUUUGAAGUAUCAGGUGUUGAGCGCUGUGCCGGGGUUGGUGCCUAGGGAUAAUGAAGGGGGGCCGCCGACGCCGGAGCAGGUGGCGGAUGGGAAGCUGAGGGCUUUUUAUGCGCUUUGGGCAUUGAGAGAGGCGUAUGUGAAGUUAACGGGUGAGGCGUUGCUGGCUGAGUGGUUGGGGGAGUUGGAGUUUAGGUAUUUUAAGCCGAGUAGGCCGACGCCGGCUUGGGAUGUGCCGGCUGUUGAGACGAAGGAGAAUGAAGAGGAGGGAGAGGAUGCGCAGGUGCUCAGGAAGUUUGAGAUAAGGUUUAGGGGGAAGAAGGUGGAGGAUGUGAAUAUGUGCUUGCGAUCAAUGGGACCGGAUUACAUGGUUGCUACGGCUGUAAGGACGCCAGCGGACCCGAGUGCUGGACUGGCAUGGAACUUGGGGCCGUAUGAGGUAAUGGCGCUGGAUGACGUGUUGGGCUUUGCAGAGUCGGCGGUGUAAAAGAGCUGUCGGUUUGGCAAGCGAAGAUGGUUUUGAAUGUGAAAUGUAAUACAUCAAUCCCCCAUAGCCGUUACGAAUGAAUAGAGGUACCGAGAAUAUCGAUAGAGAAAGGACAUGAUUGAUACUUGUGCCGCACUGCC